ACUGCACAUAUUGUGUUACAUUUGAAAUAGCUUUUGCCUAGUUUUGGGCUCCUUUUGGGACUGGCUGGUUUGGAAAAUGAGACCAGGUAACCCUAACCAGCACAAUCUCCACAGCAGAGCAGCAGCAGCAGAAGGGGGAGGAGCCAGCUCGUUCCCAGACAAUACAAUCCCCACACACAUACACGCACUGUAUGAGCAGUAAGACUGCUGCAUCUCUCCAGUAGCCGCCGGAACGCUCUGCACCGCAUUCAUGUCUGUGUCUCUGCACACAGGGCACCGCUUCCCCACCGACUGCAGCAACAGCUUCCAGCUCGGGAGACAAACGCGGCCUCAGCCUCAGAAAGCUGCAUGACCAUUUGCACGGUGUCUUUCGUCUGACGCUAACAGAGGCUAAAGCAAGCAAAUCGAAACAUAAAGAUGGAUUUAUUUUCAGCUCCUUAUUACUGUGUGAUUAAAAGCAGUGGGACAUGGCACUUUGCGUUACCAGGCAACAUUCUUUCAAAAAAAUAAAAGAGGAAGAAAAAUCUGGCAUUUGCAGUAAUGGUCUUUUCAGCAAUGCUUACACCUGGUCAUUCUGCAACCUCAUACAGCACUCACAUCGUUUUUGAAAAUGGUUUCUUUAAAGUAACAUCUCCUCUGCCAUCUCUGAGUGGUAACUUGGAUUCCCCACCAAGAUAUAGUCCAGUUGCCAUGACCACAACUGAGACAACUAUUGUACCACUGAACAUUUCUGCAACUCCAUCAACAAAAGAUUUGUUUGAGACCUUAAGUUUGCCUCUUCAGAUCAUUCUUUCUACUGUAAUGAUAAUUAUCCUGUUGUUGUCAUUUCUUGGAAACUUUGUAGUGUGCCUCAUGGUCUACCAAAAAGCUGCCAUGCGCUCUGCAAUCAACAUUUUACUAGCCAGCUUGGCCUUUGCUGACUUACUGCUUUCAAUCCUGAACAUGCCCUUUGCUUUAAUCACUAUUAUCACCACGGAAUGGAUUUUUGGAGAUGUUUUCUGCAGAGUGUCUGCCAUGUUCUUCUGGUUGUUUGUAAUGGAGGGCGUUGCUAUCUUACUCAUAAUCAGCAUUGACCGAUUUCUUAUUAUAGUCCAAAAACAAGACAAACUAAAUCCAUAUCGGGCAAAGAUUCUCAUAAUGAUAUCAUGGGCGACUUCUUUUUGUGUGGCUUUUCCUCUGGCUGUUGGCAAGCCCCACUUGCAAGUACCAUCUAGAGCCCCACAAUGUGUCUUUGGCUACACCACAAACUCUGGUUACAAAGCAUAUGUUAUACUUAUUGUAUUAAUAUUUUUUUUUAUCCCUUUUAUGGUAAUGCUGUAUUCUUUCAUGGGCAUACUGAACACUGUGCGCCACAAUGCAGUUCGCAUUCAUAGCCAUCCUGACAGCAUAUGCCUCAGCCAGGCUAGCAAGCUAGGUCUUAUGAGCCUACAAAAGCCCUUUCAAAUGAAUAUAGAUAUCAGCUUUAAAACUCGUGCCUUCACAACAAUUUUGGUUUUGUUUAUUGUCUUUAUAUUGUGCUGGGCGCCAUUCACUACGUACAGCUUGGUUGCUACAUUUAACAGUGACUUUUACAACAAGCACAACUUUUUUGAGAUAAGCACGUGGCUACUUUGGCUAUGCUACCUCAAAUCUGCACUAAACCCAAUUAUUUACUACUGGAGGAUAAAGAAAUUCCGUGACGCUUGCUUGGAUUUUAUGCCCAAGUACUUUAAGUUUUUGCCGCAGUUACCUGGCCAUACGAGAAGACGUAUUCGGCCUAGUGCCAUAUAUGUGUGUGGAGAAAACAGAUCUGUAGUGUGAAAACAUUGGCUAUCAUUUUCUGGGUGAAUGCAAUUUAAAGUUGUGUGUGUUUUGACAUAUUUCCUAAGUGAGUAAUAUGUUAUUUACCACAAUAUGUAAAUUAAAAA
Xenopus laevis (African clawed frog) is the source of this 1907-nucleotide messenger RNA. RefSeq names its product G protein-coupled receptor 63 L homeolog (gene gpr63.L). Gene Ontology annotation, biological process: signal transduction; G protein-coupled receptor signaling pathway. The transcript has 2 exons. Lineage: Eukaryota; Metazoa; Chordata; Amphibia; Anura; Pipidae. Gene Ontology annotation, molecular function: G protein-coupled receptor activity. Bases 541 to 1800 code for a protein of 419 amino acids. Gene Ontology annotation, cellular component: plasma membrane; membrane. The record is from RefSeq and is a predicted model, not a curated record.